AUGGGGCUGAAUCCGAGAGGAAGAGGCCGUGGUCGAGGUGGUAAAAAUAUUUUUCCUAAUAAAAAUGGUCGUCGAGGUGGAAUGGGCGGACAAGGUCCAAUGUUUAGACCCGGACCUCACGGCAUGUUUUACCCACCUCCUAUGGGUUUUCCUCCAGAUCCUCCUUUCGGCGCUCCAUAUUUUCCCGGUCCAUCAAAUUUUAAUUUUGGGCCGCCUAGGCCAGGGUUCGGAAAGUUUCCUAAAAAAAAUUUCAGGCGGAAAACAAUACAAAAAAAUGAAGCACCUGCACCUGAAAUUGAUUUGACAAAGCCAUGGGUAACAGAUGAAAUUAAAAGUGAAGAAACUAAAAAAAUAGAAUUAUUAGAAACGUGGAGGAAAUCAAAAGAUGAUAAUGAUUGGAGUAGUUAUAAGUCACAAAAGCAAAUUGUCAAAGAUAUGUAUGACAAAGCAAAAGAUGAAUAUUUAGCUAAUCAUCCCGAAGAGCUUAACAAAUCAUGA
Pediculus humanus corporis (human body louse) is the source of this 498-nucleotide messenger RNA. RefSeq lists its product as uncharacterized. Bases 1 to 498 code for a protein of 165 amino acids. The record is from RefSeq and is a predicted model, not a curated record. NCBI's taxonomy places the organism in Eukaryota, Metazoa, Arthropoda, Insecta, Psocodea, Pediculidae. The transcript has 3 exons.